This is a messenger RNA of Plasmodium gallinaceum, 264 nucleotides long. Its product is annotated as conserved Plasmodium protein, unknown function. The transcript has a single exon. The record is from RefSeq and is a predicted model, not a curated record. Lineage: Eukaryota; Apicomplexa; Aconoidasida; Haemosporida; Plasmodiidae. The coding region runs from base 1 to 264 and encodes 87 amino acids.
AUGAACAUUACGAAUGAUUCUGAUAAUAUUAAUGAAAAUAAUAAUGAAAAAAAGGAUUAUUUAGUAAAAUCUACUACUUUUCUUAAUAAUGAAAAGAUUUUUGAAUGUUCUUCUAAGAUAGCAUCAGCUGAUAAAAUUAAAAUCAAUGAUGAAAGUGUUGAGAUAUUAAUGAGUAAUAAUAAUUUAACUGAUCAUAUAAUAAGUGUAAUGGGCCAUGUCAAUACUUUUUUUACUAAAAAAAUAAAUGACAAAAAAGGAAAAUAA